AUGCUGCCCUCGCACAAUACCAUAACCCAGCCACAAGCAAUUAGAGGUGCUGGCACUAACGGGCAUGCAGGCUCCGAUCAGCAGCCUGCCGCAUUCAACUCGUCCUCAGUCAAUGCUUCUUCGUCGUUUAUACCGUCGUCAUCGUUUUCCUCCUCUUACACAUCGAGAAACGCGACUCCCCCAUCGAAUUUCGGCUCCAUGCCGUUUACUGGGGCCAGCCCGUCGGCAAACCCACCUCCCACCUCGUUUUUGCAUCGAAAUUCGCUCGGUGCGUCCUCGGCAUCGCGGCCGGGGUCUUACGACAGCACUGCCCAGCUCCGGACGCCCGCUGUAGACCCAACAGGCAGCUUUGGUGCACCGAACGGCACCAGGAGGAGCCUGCUCACGUCAAAAUUACAGAAUGAACGCCAGAUCGGGCUUCUGCCUCCCCACCAGCAGCAGCAAAACGUGUCCUCGUUUUUUCAGCAGGGCUCCUUUUCGUCGUCCGUGCACUCGCAGUUUCUCCGCAACCACAAAUACCAACCGCAGCAGCAGAUACGACAAGAUGUUUUGUCGUACCACAACACACCGACACACGUGAGCUCCUCGUACGGCAGCGCCGUGCUGCCCACCGUGGCCCCCGUUCAGAUGGCCUCCUCAUACAGUGCACAGCCAGGCAUUCAGCCGGCCGGUGUCGCCUUCCCGCCCCAGCCAAUGCCUGUUACUGCGACCACCGACGUUUCGCACGACAUGGCCUACUCCACGACCUCCUCCUCCUCGGGUACGUUGUACCAGGACACGCAGGAGGCUGUCGACAGGCAUGGAGGUGGAAAAAGCAGGGAUGAGAGCCGUUUCCAGACCGAAGGAACGCCCAGAAACCCCUCCCGGUCGGCCGAACAGGGGGAAAUUGGCCUUGUGGGGCAAACACAGCUGCAAAUCCAGCACCCACACUUUAUCUCGUCGUCGGCCCCGGUCCACGCGUCGUUCGGGUUCUCGCAGACGCCCUCCCGAGCCGAGUUUCCGGGCAAUUACCAGGCGGUAAACGGUCCGACGUUCAACGCAGGCCAAUUUUCGCUGCACCGCCCGCUGGCAGCCGAGGGAGACCACCUCAAUAUUGCGGAGCACCCGACCCAGGACCUCCUCUUGAUGCUCUCGUCGUUGCUGCAGAAAAUCGUCGAGGCAAACGACCUGCUGCACACAGAAACGUACGAUCAGGAUAUUCUCGGGAUGCAGGAGCAAGGAACGACCCGCGCCAACAGAUUCAAUGCCAGCGUGUUGGCGUUUCACGGCCGAAACAUCCCGCCGAUCUCCUUGCACGCGUACCUGGUCCGGAUCCUCAAGUACUGCCCCAUGACCAACGACGUGUUUCUCAGCUUGUUGGUUUACUUUGACCGCAUUGCACACAAUGCCAGCGAGCUCGCGGAGUCCAGAAACACCGGUUCGAGCCCGGGCAACGGCAAGCAACCGCCUCCCUUUGUUAUCGACAGCUACAACAUCCACAGAUUGAUCAUCUCCGGCGUUACCGUCGCGUCCAAGUUCUUCAGUGAUGUCUUCUAUAAAAACUCCCGGUAUGCCAAGGUUGGCGGCCUCAGGCUAGAGGAGCUGAACCACCUGGAGCUCCAGUUCCUCCUGCUUCUAGACUUCCGCCUCAUGAUCCAGGUUGAGGAGAUGAACCGCUACGGUGACUUACUUCUCCGCUUCUGGAAACGUGAGCGCUUAAAAUCCGCCAGGAGAUGA
This is a messenger RNA of Brettanomyces bruxellensis, 1716 nucleotides long. RefSeq lists its product as uncharacterized. The transcript has a single exon. Bases 1 to 1716 code for a protein of 571 amino acids. Gene Ontology annotation, molecular function: protein kinase binding; cyclin-dependent protein serine/threonine kinase regulator activity. Gene Ontology annotation, cellular component: cyclin-dependent protein kinase holoenzyme complex; nucleus. The record is from RefSeq and is a predicted model, not a curated record. NCBI's taxonomy places the organism in Eukaryota, Fungi, Ascomycota, Pichiomycetes, Pichiales, Pichiaceae. Gene Ontology annotation, biological process: regulation of cyclin-dependent protein serine/threonine kinase activity.